AUGCGUUCUAUCCUAGUUGCUCUGGCCGUUGGCAAUGGCACCGGUCCCGAGUUGCUGGCAAUAUUCGAAAAAGUUAUCCUUGCACUGGCAGCCCCAUACAAUUUGGAUAUUCGAUUUGUUACAUCUCCGCGAGCUUACCAUUCCUACUCAACGCUCCUAGCCAUCAAUGAUACCGACGUUGUGAGUAGUGAGACCCUCACGGAUGCAGACCACUAUGAAGCCUUCUGUCGUCAAGUAGUCGACCUUGGAGCAUGUGCUAUAUUUCGAACCUCCAUCAGUGCACAAGCGCUGUAUAUGGUUCGAGACCGGCUACAAGCUGUGAAGGUGGAGCAUUUCAAAAUGAGCCCUUCUGCAUCCAUCUUGCUAGUGCGGGAUCAGGCACAGGGAUUUUACUCUGGUCUGAACAAUAUGGACUCAAACCAAGAGACAGUUUCACGCUCAUCAUAUUUCAGCAAAAAGGUGUUUGAGACUAUCCUCACCUUCUCACUUGCCCGCUCCCGCGAGGUCUGGGGGUCUGACUCACCCAUCACUACCGUCACGCUAGUGUACAAGUUCCACCUCUUCGAUGGGUUGUUCUACUCGUGGGCAAAGGAGUGGAAGGAAUCCUACGGUGUGGAUAUCCAAUUCAUCCAAGGCGACACGAUGAACCGCAAUCUCUUGGCAUUCGGCGUCCAGGGCAACCAGCUGAUGAUAUGCUCAAACGAGUAUGCAGACAUCAUGCAGACGAUGCUGCUAGACCGUUUCGGUUAUGGCGCCCAGGAGUCUGCAUGUGCUGAGAAUGUUUACCUCUCAGCGGGGGUGUCUCAGGGCUUAAGCGAGUACCAGACGGCGCAUGGCUCCGCCGACGACAUUACCGGAAAGGGUGUGGUGAAUCCGACGGCAACCGUUCGCGCGGCCGCAGCUCUGUUGGAGCGCUUCGGUGGCUGCCAGGGCAUCCAACACCAAAUGGAUGUUACCCUAGACGAGAUGCGUGCGAAGGACAUCCGGACACUGGACCAAGGUGGCACGACUAAGACAGAGGCUUUUGUGGCUGCCCUACUACAAACGAUCGUCCCCAAUCUCCCCGUAAGCGUUAGUGCACUCAAUCCUUCCGGGAACGGAAGUCUGUUGCCAGCCCCCCGCCGGGCCAAAUCGUGUCUAAUGGUGAUGGAUUUUCAAAAUGAUUUCAUGGCACAGUACAAAGCACCCCGCGUUAUGCUACGGAUCAAAGAAUACAUGCCACGACUCUUGGACUGGGCGCGUCGCGAGGGAAUGGAAGUUGCCUGGGUGCGAUUCCUCGGCGACGAAAAAUAUCAACCGCCGACAUGGCGUCAGCGUAAUCAGAUCCAGGGCCGGCGGGCCUGGUGCAAAGAAGGCACUUGGGGGGCGGAGAUUGCCGGCUGUGUGCAGGUGCAAACGCACGACCGGGUCUUCGAUAAAAAGGCGCACUUCGACCCAUUCCUACAGGAGGAUUUUGCAACCUACGCGAAAGGAUUCGAGCAUCUUGUGGUUGUGGGUCUAUUUGCGGAUAUUUGUGUGGACGCGGCGGUCCGAGGCGCCUUCCAGCGGGGAUUGUGGACAACGAUCGUCCGUGAAUGUACGGCGGGGCUGCAUAUUCCUGAGGAGCAGACCUUUGCAUACAUGCAAGCUGUCUAUGGCUCGGAGGUGGUGGGGAUUGAUCACUUGCUGUCGACCGGGCCGGUGGCUAACCUGUAG
Molecule: messenger RNA, 1695 nt
Organism: Penicillium coprophilum
Lineage: Eukaryota; Fungi; Ascomycota; Eurotiomycetes; Eurotiales; Aspergillaceae
Product: isochorismatase family hydrolase
Exons: 1
Coding region: 1-1695 (564 amino acids)
Source: RefSeq, a predicted model, not a curated record